Molecule: messenger RNA, 2448 nt
Organism: Alexandromys fortis (reed vole)
Lineage: Eukaryota; Metazoa; Chordata; Mammalia; Rodentia; Cricetidae
Product: serine/arginine repetitive matrix protein 3-like
Exons: 4
Coding region: 1-867 (288 amino acids)
Source: RefSeq, a predicted model, not a curated record
AUGGGUCUCCAAGGCAACGCGCAGCCCGGUGCCCCUAAGGAAAGCCGAGGACCGCGUCGCCCCUCAACCAGAGGCGGCGGCCGUCACCUGCCAAGCGAGGCCGUGCCGAGGGGCACAGGGUCCCGGCCUCGGAGAGGAGCGGGCGGGGGCCGCACGCGCUGUCGAGAACGGGCCCCGGCGGUCUGCGGCGCGCGGCCCCCUCGGCACGGCCCGUGCAGCCCCGGGGCCGGCGGCGCCCGCACCUGCCCCGCGCCCCGCGGCAGCAGCGCUGCCGGGCGGCUUCACCCACCUGGCGCCUCGCGCGCGUCACCGCGCCACCGACCCCCCGCGCGCUCCUCGGCACCCGCGCCGGGGAAGACCCUGCCGUGCCGCCGCCGCCGCCGCCGCCGCCACCGCCGGGUCAGUCGUCAGGUCGGCCGCAGCGAACCUGUUGCGCAGCCUGUCACGGCCGCUGUGCUCCGCCGGCGCCGCCUCAGCCCCACAACAACAUGGCGGCCGCGGCCUCCGCAGGAAGCCGGGGGGCGGGGAGGCGAGCGACGGGCGGGCAGUGACGGUCCGCCUGCUUGCUUGCCCGGCCGGCCGUGGGGCACCGACUCCCCACCGCGGGGGAGCGCGACACUGCGUGACGUGCCUGCUCACCUCGGGAACCGUGGAGCCCUGGACCGCGAGGGCGUGGGCCGAAGCGCUUCGCUUCCCGCGAUGUCCCGAAGCCUCCGAGCUGACAGCCUUUCCAGGAGCUGCCACGACCCACCUGGCUCCUCCUCUACGAGGACACUCAAUGUUUACCAAGAAUGCCAACGCCUGAAGAAGUCAGUGCUCCAGAUCCACCCAGAAUUCUCAGCAUCCUUCGUCCUUAGGUAUUCAUGAUUCAGGGGCUGAAUUAUGCGGGCCCAUAUUCCUACAUUGUCUGGUGGUCAGAGAAUUCUGAGCGACCUACAGGACGCAAUGCAAUUGACACCUGCCACACAGAAGAUGGUCGCCUGGCUUUUGAUAGGAAAACAACUUGAUGCCAUGCUAAACAGUGAUCAGGAUAGGCUAAUGUCAUUCUGCUCCUUCUAUUGUAAGUUAGGAAAUCACCUGUGGAAGAGAUUUUUUUUCAGUACAUGACAAAAUGGGCACAGGUAUAGACGUGACCUAAAUCAUCCCAUCCCACACACAUACCUAGGAAACAGAAUGUUAAUGAACUCCCCCUCAGUUUACAUUUGAUAUAAAAGAUGUUUGGAGAAUAAAUGGGGGGUGAUGUGAAUUCAGGAUUUUAUGAAGGAUCACUGAAACUCCUCUGAUACUGUCAUGUGAAUUGUGCUUCACUAAUUCCCACACCUCCACUCUGAUAUGAGAAAUGAUUUAUGCCAAGGCUGGUCCCUGACACUCUCUUUCCACCCCAACCCCCACCCUCUGCCUCAUGGUUGUGGAUUGAGAUGUGAAUCCUGCACCAAUGCCAUGCCUGCCUGCCUGCCGCCGCCAUGUUCCCUAACACGAUGGUCUAGAACCCGCUGGAAUCAUGAGUCCCAAAUUAAAUGCUUUCUGAAUUAAAUGCUUUUUCUAAAUUGCCUCUGUCACUGUGAUAAACAAGCAACUAAGGCAUAGGGUCUCUUUGUGAGUCCCCACCAAAUAAAAAAAAAAAAAGCUCCAUUAUACUAAAUUCUGAGCUAGUGUGGGACUACUUUAUUCAUGUUCCCCUACAACUUUGUAGACCACACUGGCCUUGAACUCUCAAAGAUUUUCCUGCCUCCUUCUUCCAAGUGCUGGGAUUAGAGGUGUGUGCCACCCUGCCCUGCUCAUUUUUAUCUCUUGAUGCAUUCUUCCAGAAUUAGUUUUCAUACUCAAUCAAAUCUGAGUAAAUGUUACCUUCUCCCUUACCUCAUCAAUGGGGCACCUUACUCUUCAUUGAUGAGCUCUUUCUCUCUCUCUCUGUCAUUUGUUUGUGUGUAUGCAUGUGUGUUCUCAUGUGUGAGUGUGCACACAUGUGCACACACAUACAUGUGUAUGUGGAAACAGGAAGUUAAUGUGGACUGUCUUCUUCACUUGCUCAACACUUUUAGUUCUGAAGCCUCCCCCGUGUCUGCCUCUUGAUUCUUAGAUUCUAGGUGGCUGCCACACCUGCCCUGCUUUUACCUGGGUUCUGGGGAGCCAAAGUUUGGUCCUCACUUGCAUUGCAAGUGGUUUUCCUAUUGAGCCAUUUCCCCAGGUCCACUGAAGGAGGCACAGGCUUGCUCCCAUCUCCAUGCCUGCAGAGCUUCCUCUUUCCUUUUGACAGCCUCUAAGGAUGUCACAGUUUCAUAAUACGUGGUUUCAACAACAUCCUACUGUAUGUAUUUGAUUGGCUCCAAACUUUGGCCAUUAUAAACAAUGCUAUCAUAAACAUGUACAUAAGUCAACCUGACUUUGGGUAUGUUAUCGUUUUUAUUUAUUUUCCCUUCUGUGCUGAGGUGGAACCUCAGGCCUCCU